Molecule: messenger RNA, 3363 nt
Organism: Chaetomium globosum CBS 148.51
Lineage: Eukaryota; Fungi; Ascomycota; Sordariomycetes; Sordariales; Chaetomiaceae
Exons: 3
Coding region: 1-3363 (1120 amino acids)
Biological process (GO): telomere maintenance via telomere lengthening
Molecular function (GO): double-stranded telomeric DNA binding; protein homodimerization activity
Source: RefSeq, a predicted model, not a curated record
AUGGCCGACACCUCGGAAUUAGAGGCAGAACUGCUCGCUGCUUUGGGAGUCUCAGGGCCUGCGACAGAACCGGCGGCAGAGCCUCCACUCAACAGCAAUCUACCGACCCAAGGGGCUGCCAACCAGCCUCCAUUCCAGCUUCAAACCCAACCUCGACCCCAUGAACGACACCCUGCGCAAGGGACAGUUACCGAACCCCCGCGUACACAAACUUUUUCGGCCUCUCCGGUCCCCUCGACCGUUGCGGAGACGCCUACUCCCUCCGUAUCGACACCGACUGUUGUCGUGUCCACGACUGUUGCGCCUACUGCUACCGAGUCUGCUACAAAUGCGGAUACAUCUUUGGAUACUCUUCUUGCCUCUGCUCUCGGCGCGCACUCCGCUGCGGAGCCGGCACCCAAGAUUUCGAGCCCCCCGGUGGCCCAGCAUGCCCAGCCGCUCUCUCAAACAUCAGUGCCUUCUAGAACCGAUGCGGCGCCCCAGAAGCCUGCGCUAUCCACGCCGGCCCCUGCCCCGGUACUGCCCUCCCAAGAAAUACCCGGGAUGCGCUCCCCGAAGCGCCCCAGGAGUCCGGAUAUCAUUGAUGAGAAUAGCGUUAAGCGGCAGAGGAUGGCGGACCAGGCAAUGCCGAAGCAGGAGACUACGACUGGGCCUUUGAAUGCGAGCAUCGACUUCGCGGCCAUGCUCAACGAUGCGCUUGCCAAUUUUGACCAGCACACGCUCCCCGGAGAUGGCGAUAUCGUAAUGCAAGAUGUCAAUGCCGAGCAACCAGCUGCGCCCGCGAGCACGAUAUCCGACGUUGAAAAGGCCGAGAAUAAGAUCAUGAAGGCGUCUAGCAAUCCCUUCUAUGUUAUGCGCUCCAUGAGCCUGCCAGUAUUGGGAAAUAUCGCCGUUCAGAUCUUGCUCAGGUUAUCGCAACAACCGCGCACCGAAACAGAGUCCCUCUUGGCCGAUUCUGGCUCCGAAUUCCGCAAGGCCUACGAUAUGCUGAGGGACAUCUUUCGGCCGACGAGAAAAGCCUUUUCUGACUCGCCCCUCCUUUCUCCGGACGAGCUCGAUAUUACCGAUUCCGAAGACCGUGAGACGAUACGCAUGUCAAACUUGGCCGCCACCGCCGCGAGCGUAUUUGGCGCUCAUGAUGUGGCUGUCCAUGACGUGCACGAUGCUUUCUUUUCCAUCUUCAUUCCCGAGGAUGGCGAAUACAAAUCGCCCUUGACCGACCUACUCGUUUCUCUCAAAACCCGCAUGUUGCUGGACGCCCUCAACAAGCCCGAGCAGUCCCAACCUGUCUCGCAGCUCCUGGAUGCGCUCUUCCCUGUUACUUUUGAGGAAUCCUUGAAACAGCGCAGCGGCGAUCUGCUUCUGAACCCCGAUGAAGAAGGGCUCGUCGCCCGCAUUCGGGAGACGAGGGAGCAGCUCGUGAAGAGCGCGGCCGACGAAUCUAUCAAGAGAUCCCUCGAGGACCAGUCAUCUAGUUUGAAGUUCACCGGGAUCUUGAGUACCUUUUUGCAGAGUCAUCUCGGUGUCAUCGUGGACUAUGCAGAGAAAUACGGUGUGAAUAUACCCUUGAAUGAGGAGGAAACUGCCCCUGUUCAGGAUUCGGGUGGCAUUCAGCAACAAGAGGAUGAUACCUUGGCCGCUCUUCUUCAAUCUCACUUCGAACAAACGGAGGGUGACCUCGGGUCGGGGAAGGCCCUUCUUUCCAACGGGACCAUCCAAGACCAACUCAGUUCGGCCGACGACGACGCCCUCGCGCUCAAGAAGCUGAUUGAAGAAUCUCUUUCUGGUCAUGUUCCCGAUCUAAAAGAGGCGCCGGCGGAUUCACAUGUUUCGACUGGGCUCCCUGAUUUCGGUUCUAAGGAUUUAGCGUCCUUGAUAUCGGAGAAACUGAAGAGCGAACUCGAGAUUCCGACCCACGGGUUUUCGAAUCAACCCCCGGCGGCGCACGCGGCUAACACCGGUGUGCAUUCUCAAUACAUGGCCCAGCUAAACCAGAACCACGUUUCGCCCUACCAAGCGUACAACCAGAGCUCAAACCCACCACCGCCAGCUGCAGCGAACGGCGACGGUUUACCGCCCAACCAGUCGAUGCCCACAGCUGCCCUGUACGAAAAGGCCCGCCAGGCAGCCGUGGCCAAAUCUUCAAACACCACGCGCCGCGAAGGCCUGCACUCUACGAGGCGGCCGUGGACGCCUGAAGAGGAGAAGGCUCUUAUGGCCGGGCUGGACAUGGUCAAGGGACCUCAUUGGAGCCAGAUUCUCUCGCUCUUCGGGCCCCAAGGAACAAUAUCCGAUAUCUUGAAAGAUCGGACGCAGGUCCAGCUAAAGGACAAAGCGAGGAACCUGAAGCUUUUUUUCCUAAAAACCAACUCCGAGAUGCCUUAUUACCUACAAAGUGUAACAGGGGAGCUGAAGACGCGGGCACCGGGCCAGGCAGCUCGCAAGGAGGCAGAGGAGAAAGCGCGCAUGAACGUGGAAGAGGAAAGGGCGAGAGUUCAGGGCAUCAUAACCCUGGCAGGCGGUUUGCAAAACAACCACCAUUCCGUCCCCAACACCCCGCUCGCCGCCUCCUCGCCGAAGCGGGCCAGCCCCGGCACCCCUGGGUUUGUAGGAAUGGGCGCUGGCUCGAACUCGAAUACCGCACACAUGGCAGCCGGGAAUGGUGCCGCGAUACCAGCGAUGCAAGGCCAGCCCCGGAUCAAAACCGAGCUGCCUGAUCAACACUCACUGCACAAGGUCACGGCAUUCCCUCCCAUUCAGCCGGCCCCGGCUCCAGGCCCGGCCAUACAGCAAGCGAAAGCUCCUUUGCCGGCUCUACAGCCUCAACCGGGCCUGCAGCAGCAGCCGAGGCCACAGGGCCAGCAACAAUAUCAGCAGCCUCAGCCUCAACAGCCGCGCCAGCAGGAAUUGCCAAGGACGCCGAUGCCAACGCAACAUCAACAGCAGCAGCAGCAACAGCAGCGCCAACCACUCCCGCAGCAUCAACAGCAGGCGCAACAGCAACCCCAGCCCCUGGUCCAACCGCAACACCAAUCACAGCCGCAUCAACAAGCGCGGCCACUUCCACCCACUCAGUCCAGGGCUCAACCGCAAGCGGUGCCUCAACCUUCGGCGCCGCAGAAAACACCCUCACAGCACCCCUUGCCGCAGACGCAGCAACAGCCUCGCGUUUCUCCCCCCACCGCCCAAAAUCAGCCCCUACCCACGCCGCCCAUCCCGCCCAACCACCACUCGACGCCCGAUCACGCGCAAGACGCCAAGUUGUUCGAGACGUUGCAAGCUGCCAUCGCUGCGUCAGCGGCCAACGAACCCCACGCCCCACUCGCGACGGCGGUAUCAGACGGCUCGACUGCUUUGAACUAG